GCCAGCCAGGAGGGUGAGGAGAACCCAGUCAGACCGAUUUCCUUCUCCAUGCCCUCCUUAUCAGUCGACACUGGCCAGAAACGACUGAGGCGGGAGAAGCGCUUCUUCAGAAAGAGUGUGGAGAUUUGUGAGGAGGACGAUGAGGUGGAGGUGCCCCCAGAGGCGCCCCACAGUGCCCCCCACCUGGAGCUGCGCUCUUCAGACUCAAUCUUCACCAGCAGUGCCCAGCAGCAAGAGACUGCUUCAUCCUGUGCUGCCAUGGGCCAUGACCCAUCCUGCCCCAGCUCCAACCAGGAGCCGGGCAAGGAUGUACCUUCAUCCGCAACCACCCAGAGGGGGAAGGAGAGGGACCGUGAGCAGGAGGAGGAGGCGGAGAUGAAGGCUCUGGCCACCUCACCUGGAGGCAGGUUCCUCAAGUUUGACAUUGAACUGGGAAGAGGAGCCUUCAAGACUGUGUAUAAAGGCCUGGACACAGAGACUUGGGUGGAGGUGGCUUGGUGUGAACUUCAGGACCGCAAGCUGACCAAGGCGGAGCAGCAACGCUUCAAGGAGGAGGCCGAGAUGCUGAAGGGGCUCCAGCACCCCAACAUCGUCCGCUUCUAUGAUUCCUGGGAGUCUGCGCUCCGCGGCAAGAAGUGCAUCGUCCUGGUCACUGAACUAAUGACUUCAGGAACACUCAAAACUUACCUGAAGCGCUUUAAGGUGAUGAAACCCAAAGUCCUGAGAAGCUGGUGUCGGCAAAUCCUGAAGGGCCUUCACUUCCUUCACACUAGGACUCCUCCGAUAGUCCACCGGGACCUCAAGUGUGACAACAUCUUCAUAACAGGCCCCACAGGCUCGGUCAAGAUAGGUGACCUGGGACUGGCCACUCUUAUGCGGACCUCCUUUGCUAAGAGUGUCAUAGGAACACCGGAGUUCAUGGCCCCAGAGAUGUACGAGGAACACUACGAUGAGUCUGUGGACGUCUACGCCUUCGGGAUGUGCAUGCUGGAGAUGGCCACGUCAGAGUAUCCCUACUCUGAGUGCCAAAAUGCUGCUCAGAUCUAUCGCAAAGUCACAAGUGGUAUAAAGCCAGCCAGCUUUGAUAAAGUGAAUGAUCCGGAGAUCAAAGAGAUCAUCGAAUGCUGCAUCCGGCAGAACAAGAGUCAGAGACUCUCUAUCCGAGACCUCUUGAACCACGCGUUCUUUGGGGAGGACACUGGGGUUCGGGUGGAGCUGGCAGAGGAGGACACAGGCACCCAGGACUGUCUGGCUCUCCGGAUUUGGGUUGAAGAUCCCAAGAAGCUAAAGGGGAAGCAUAAAGACAACGAGGCCAUCGAGUUCAGCUAUGACCUGGAGAAUGAUAGUGCUGAGGAAGUGGCUCUAGAGAUGGUGAAGUCAGGAUUCUUCCACGAGAGUGAUGCCAAGGUGGUGGGUAAAUCCAUCCGGGACCGUGUAAAUCUGAUCAAAAAGUCACGGGAGCGUCGACAGCAGCAGCUCCUCCAGCAGCAGCAGGAAUUUGAAGAAAAAAGAGACUCCACUCUCACCUCUUGCACCUUUUCUCAUCCAUCCUGCACAUCCUCACUGGGGCCAGGAGCAGCUGGACAGACCGGAGGAGGAGGAGGGCAGGAGUUUGAGGAGCUGCCGGACAUGGACCAGCAUGUCAGGCAGCAACAUAUUUUCAGUGGGACAACCCUUAGUCUGCCAGGUGAGAGCAUUGGGUCUGCCAGCUGUGAAUCUUAUGCAAGUGGACAGAGCCAGGCGUACUCUCAGCAAGGGGAAUCAUACACCCACCCCCAGACUACUCUCCCCCCUACGGCAUCUAACUCUGGCACAUUGGCUCAUCAUCAAAUGGUUGGUGAAAGUGUUCCCAAUGUGCCGAUUGGUCACAGUGUCAGUAUAUCCAGCAUGUCCGUGGGCCAAAGUGCAGGGGGACCUGUUGGUCAGACAUUUCUUCAGCCCAGUACCAUGGUUCCACAGGUAUCACAGAGUGUCCCUCAACAAUAUGUUCAGUCACAAACAUUCCCAUCAGAUGCAUUUCAAACUGCCACUCCCCAUGGGUCAUUGGCCCCCUCACAGUCAUACAUACCUCCUGUUUCCCCACAAGCACCUAUUAAUGUUCACACCACAUCCAUGUCAGUCAAUGAUCCUGCUGGACUAGGGGGGACCAUUGUGCCCCUCGCUCAGCAGACCCAACCUCCUGCCACUCCCAUGCAGCUCACUGACAUCAUUCCCCAUGCAGCACCCCAGCAAACACAGCCUGUCAUGAUCCCUCAGCAGACUAUUGUCCAACAACAACAGAUAGGGAUGGAUCCCCAGACCUCCACCCUUCAGCAGCAGCCGCUACAGCAAAUGGAGGCCCAGGCUACUCUGCUCGAACAACAACAAGUUAGUGCCACUCAGCCACCAACGGAUCAUCAUCCACAGAGCCUUUCAGCUAUCGCUGUCCAACAUCAACAUGAGCCUCAGCAGCAGAUCUAUGUUCAGCAGCCGGUCCACACAACUCCUCAGCAGCAAGUUUUACCUCCGCAACCAGGUAUGGAGCAGCGAGCUAUGUCGUUACCACAGCCAGGGGAGCAAGCUCAGACUUACAAACAGCAACCAACAGGGGAUCCCCGUGAGCAGACCAUGAUACAACCACAAUUGCAACAACAGCUUCAUCAAACUCUGUUACAACAGCAACAAGCUUUACUGCUUGAGCAACAGCAGACUUACGUCCAGCAACAACUUGAUCAGCAGCAACAAAAAACACUGCUUCAACAGCAGCAACAUCAACAGGCCCAGCUACAACAACAUCAACUGGAGCAGCAGCAAGCACUUAUACACAAGCAAUUGUUGGAUCAAAAACAGCAGCAAGCUCUUAUUCAACAGCAACAAGAGCAACAGCAAGGUCUUAUACAACAACAACCACCACAACAAGCACUUUUACAACAUCAGUUAGAGCAACAACAGCAACAACAACAACCUCCUUCUCAGCAGCAGCAUCAGAGUCAGUUGUUUCAACAAAUUGGACAACACCAAACUGGACUACAAAAAGAACCAGAGAAGCAGCAGCUAAGUGGACAACAACAGCAACAAAUUGUAUUGCAGCAGCAACCCCAGCAGACUCAACAGCAAAACGAACAAUUGCAGCAGCAAGCCUUACUCCGACAAAUUGAACAACAACAGCAACAAACACUAAUACAACAGCAUCUGCAACAGCAGGCUAUUUUACAACAACAUCAGCUACAACAGAAAGCUCAGCUACAGCAACAGCAACAUGAGCAGCAACAAGUGCAACUCAAACAGCAGAUAGAGCAGCAGCAGCAAGCUCUGUUGCAACAACAGUUUGAGCAACAGCGUCAGCAACAAUUCCUGUUACAACAACAACAAGCAGAGAGAUUACAUCAACAGGCUGUGAUACAGCAACAGAUUCAAGAGCAGCAGCAACACGCUGCCAUCAUUCAACUUCAGCAAACUGAGAAACAAGAGGCUGUCCCGAUUCCACAAAGUAACAGUGAGCAGCAGAUUCAGCAGCAACCAACUGAUAUGCAGCACGUGUGUAUCCCACAACUAAAUGCCACUCAGUUUACACCUCACACUACUCUCACACAGCAGCAAGUGAUGGAGCAACAUCACCAAGCAGCAUUGAUUCAGCAGCAGCAAGCAUUUAUUGCCCAGCCGCAGCAUCACACUGCAGUAAUGGAACCUAAUAUCCCAGUUGGAGCUCCGCCCGGCACUGAGGUGAUUCAGCACCAAGCUCAAAUUGUCUCACAGGCCCAGGUUCCCAUGGCCAUUCAGACUACUCACAUCCCUGUCCAGACGUCUGCUGUUGUCCCAGUACUUACUCAACAAGGACAAAGUGAGACUCAUCCCCAGAACCAGGUCCCAGUCCAAUGUAUAGCCCAGUCUACAGUCCAAGCUGCUCAGGCUAUAAUUGAGGCCCAAGUAACUCCUCCUGCAGCAGUGAUCCAGGGACAGACUCAAGUCAUCCAGACCCAGCAAAUUCCUUUACAGACUAGUUACCCGGGAUCUGCCCCCCUCACACAGAGCCAGGUAAUCCAGUCUCAGCCUCUGCACCUGACAAUGAGCCAGUCCCAGCCACCAACUGUGGACAAUCAGAUGAUGGGCCAACAAAGCCAAGCUGCAGCGCAGCCUCCAGCUGCAAUUGCCUCAAUUCCCAGUCAGCUCCAACACGAGACUUUUGUUCAGCAAAAUGCUCAAAUGCCUCCACUCAUGCAGUCCCAGCUCCAUCAACAAACUCAAGGUCAUCCACCUAGCCAGAUGCAUGCUCAGACUGCUGGCCUUCUGACCCAUCAGUAUGUCCCUCAGCUUACCCACCAAGCCAUGCCAUCUGUACAACAUGAUAUAACUCAUGUUACACAACAGCAGCAGCAGCAGCAGCAGCAGCAGCAGCAACAAGAGCCAGUGCUACAAUUUCAACAGAUUAUUCGGUCUUCUAGCUCAGCUGGAAGUGUCGGAACUACAAGUACUACUGGUCUCAGUUCUGCAGUUGACCCUGCAAACUUUGUCACCACUCCUCAUUCUGUGCAGCAGGCUGGACAAUCCUAUGUUCCAGGCCAAACAACACAACAUCCAGUUGUUCAGGCCCAGCAGCAGCCCCUAGGAGGCACUGCUGACCCUUCGGUCAUUCAGUCCAUCUGUCAGCCUCCCAUGCCUCCGUCUACUGUGCAAUACCAGCAACAGCUACAGAGGAUUUCUCAAGUGCAGCAAUCACUGGCUCCAUCUCCUCCACAGGCACAGUUACUGGCACAGCCUAUCCCAACUCCCAUCCAGCAACCUCCUUCUAUAAAGCAGGCUUUGAUGCCCCUGGACAAGAGUCAGCUGCCCUCACAGGGUCCACCUGCUUCAUUUCUGGUGAACCAUCCUUCUGCACAGAUAGGCCCCAGUAAUGUUGCAGAGCCUCAGUCCCAGAACAAGACCCUGCCCAUCUAUAGUCAUCUAGUGACAGGCGCCCCUCCGUCUCCGCAGCACCAAGCCAAGCAGAUGCUGCCAGCUCACACACACACACAAACCAGCUUUCAGGCCCAAACACAGACACUCCUUCAGACACAGGCUCAUUCUCACACUCAGACACGCACUGACACACCUAAUGCUGAACAGCCUGUUCUACCCCAUGCUGUCUUUCCUGCACAACAAAUGCCCCUCAGCCCCUCUCAUACCUCAUGUCCCCCAACAUCACUACCAUCUCUCCUUUACCUGCCAUCCCACCAUCCUGCAGUUUCCCCUCUGCCAGAGCUGCCUACAUCUCCUCCAGCGGCCCAGAUAACCUUACCAGGGCAGGUCGACUUUAUUCCCACCUCCCCUCCGCCUGUCACUACUCUACAAUCGCUUGACUAUAAUGCCCCUAAACUACCCCAAGCCUCGCUUCAAGACUGUGACCUUUCCCUGCUGGGUGUUGCUCAGGACGGUCCGUACCUGUCAAGUACAGAACAUCAUUCUUCGUCAGGGUCUGUUCCAGCUAAUGGAGAAGAAGCUCUUCAACUCUUGGCCAAUGGAAAGCUAGAGAAAGUAAAGACUCAAAGGAAGAACUUCCUGUCAGAAGUUUGAGAAGUUUCACAUCAGUUUCAACUGAGCAUGCUGCAGGUUUCAGGCAGUGGGGACAAUAUGGUGGAAUGCCAGUUAGAAACCCAUACCAACAAGAUGGUGACGUUUAAAUUUGACAUUGAAGGGGAUGCAGCAGAGGAGAUAGCAGAUUACAUGGUGGAGGAGGACUUUGUCCUUGAUGUAGAGAAAGAGACAUUUGUUGAGGAGCUUAGAACCACAGUUAAGAAAGCUCAUGAAAUUCUUCAAACACAUUCACAGACUGGAUCAACCGACCAGUUGUUUGUGAGCACUCCGACUAGUUCUUCAAUGGACUCGGUGCCCCAUUCCUCCCCAGUGGGACGCUGGCGCUUCUUUAUCAAUCAGACCAUCCGCCAUAGAGACUCUCUAUCCGGAGCAGACACUCCACUUCCCACUGAAGAGAUGAGGAUACCUCAGUCUCCUAUAACAGAGAGAGAUACUUCUCCUCACUCCUCAUCCUCUUCUACCUCCUCCACUUCCUCCCGUUCCUCCUCUACUUCACCUGACCCAGAGAGGGAUGGCAGAGGAGAGAAAGAUUCCUCAGAAGUGUCCGACUUUGCAGAGACGGGCCCGGUGGAUCAUCAGCCUGGCCCAUCUCUCCCCUCCACCUCUGCCUCGUCCACCCCGCCUACCUCUCUCUUGCCUCGUAAUCAGGGUGAAUCUGCUGGGCCCCAGCGUCCACCUGUACCUGGAGAACCAACGAUUCUUGCUGUACCCCCACAUUCUGACACCAGUACCACUGGAGACGCAUCGUGGCCCCCCAAUCAGCACCCGAUCCCCCUCCGGCAUGGACAGCAGAAGCACAAUGCAGGAGGUGGAUAUUUUGGCCUAAACCUGACAUGUCCUAGUAUCAGAAAUCCUGUUAGCAAGAAAUCCUGGACUCGCAAAUUCAAAAACUGGGCGUGCAAACUGCGCCACUCCGCCAGCUUGUUCAAGAAGCCCAGAGUCCAGCAAGAUGGAUGUUCCAGCAGUCAGGCACUUAGAGAGGAGAAGGAGGCGCCACCCCUAAAUCCACCUCAUUUACGCAAAGGACGAUUUCAUGUGACUUCAGUGCCCCAGAGCCCAUCAGGCCAUGGUAGCACUCACAGGAAAGUGGGACGCUUUUCUGUGUCCCAGGCUGAGACCAAGAAAGAGGACAGGCACACUGACAGCUCCCCAGUGUCUCCUGAUUUGGAGAGGGAGAGGAGGAGAUCUCGGGCCAAGGAGGGAGAGAGAGAUGAACAUAAGAGGACCCCAGCAAUGGCACACCUGCCUCGAGGUCAUGGGCACAGCCACUCACCGCUGGGCAGCAGCGAUGAUGAUGAUAAUGAGUGUGAGAUGGAGGAUGAAGACCUGAGAAAAGAACUACACAAGCUCAGAGAGAAGCACAUCAAAGAGGUGGUGUCCCUUCAGUCCCAGCAGAACAGAGAGCUGCAGGAGCUGUACAGACAGCUUCGUUCCCUCAAAGACCAAAGGCAGAGUCUGCCUGCCUCCCUGUCCCGAACGCCUCCUCUUCCAUCGGGACCUCCUGUCCUCUCUCCUCGUAGGCCCAGGCCAGCCAAAAUCAAGCUCCGGCCCCGGCCUCACUCUCACAUGGAUAACAACGGAGUUACACACUCUGGGAUUCAGCAGUCAAGUAGUUUCUCAGGUGGUGAACAGAGUAGACUGCCUCUUUACUGUAACACAGAGCACUGCACUUCACUGCCUGCCAAAGGAGAUCACAGUCCUAUAAGAAAAAGCACAUUCACAGAUGAACUGCACAAACUUGUUGAUAAUUGGACGAAGGAGACGGUGGGCCCCGCCCUCCCGCCCAAGCCUUCUCUGAAUCAAAUCAAGCAGAUUCAGCAGGUGCAGGAGUUGGGAGGCUGGAGCCAGCCCACGGAGGUUGCUCCACCAGGUUGGUUUCCAGUGAACCCCCAGGCACCCCCGACCCCUGCCAGCCUGCCUGUGGCAGCCCCUUCCCAAUACACAGGUGGAGGAAGCCUGUCCACCCUGCACUCUCCGGGGCCAUCACCGCAAACGCACACGGCUCAAGGGCCACAGAUGCAGCAAAGUUUACACCUCCAUCAGUCUCUCCCCCUCCAGCAGGUGACCUAUCAGCAGUCUCCACUCCGCCAGCAGAUACCGCAGCCCGGGAUGCAAACUCCCAUACAGUCCCAGUCACUACCACACACACAACCCAUCACCCAGCUGCCCACAUCUCCAGUGUCCACGGCUGCGUCUCUGCUGCCUGGUAGUGGCACCACUGCAUCCACAGAUAGCACUGCUGCUACUGGGGGGACAUUCUGCUCCUGUUCUUCGCCCUCUUCAACCUCUUCCUCCUCUUGCUCUACUGCUGCUCUGCCUUCCAGUGCCAAAAUUCACCCAACACCCCCCACCUCUACUCUUCCUCUGGGACAGAAAUGAAACCAGUGUGAGGCCAAUAUGAAGGCGCAAGAGAUGGAAAUGCAAAGUGGAUCAGGACGUAAAGCAGAUCCAUUUGGAUUGUUAGUGCUGGGUAUGCAUGAGAGAAUUGUAACUGCGAUGAAUAUAUGUUUUCCAGUGUACUUCUGGAUGAGAUGGGGCGUGAAUGUGAUGAUAGAUUAUAGCAUGUACAGACAGAGGGUAACAUGGAGCACAGCAGCUGGGGUUUAUGAAUCAUGGUACGUUUGGCUGUUGAGAUGUAUAAAUUCUUAAAUGUAUGAGUGUGUGCGUUUAUGAGUGUGGUUGAGUGUUUAUGGAUUAUCAGAGUACAUAUCCCUUAUGUCCUUUUACACAAAUUAAUGUUGCUGUUUUCAAAUCGACUCAGUUGGACCUGAACUCUCUUUAAGCAGAGACGAGAAUGACAAGAUAUUUGACGGUGUGUUUUAAUUUGUCAAUGCUUACAGUGAAAGGACUAUCAAUUUUAAAAGUGCAAUUAGUAAUGGUCAUCUAAAUUGAUCAGCAUGUAUUGUAUGGGCUUGUAUGUAAGGCAUAAAUUAUUUUUGUAGAAGCACAUUGAUAAAAACCAGACGCAUAGAGGAUCUUCUCUUGAUCGCUACAUCUUUACAAACUGCAGGCCUACAGCACAAGGCGUUUCAAUGGGCAUCACAUCUCUUUUAAACAACAGCAUGUUACACAGUGGAGCAUGGUAAAGUUAUCUGGCUACCAUCGUUGCAAUGCAAUUAAACACACUGUUGCAGUGUUGUGAAACGGUACAGCAUGUGCUUCAUUUGUAUUAUUUAAUGUUCAGCAGUUGUAACAUAGAAACAGUCUGAAUUACCAUGAGUGAUGUGAUAUCAAUUCUGAUGAAUUCAUAAUGUGAUGGUAAAUUGAAAUAUGCCAUCUAUGUUCAGUGGAUGCCCAAGAUUGCAUGACUUUAAAACUAACUUGACUUGCCAGAGUGCAAAGUGCUUACACUUGCUUUGUAUUCAUGAAUCUCACAAUUGCAGCCUACUGAGAUAAUUCAUCAGUCAUGAGUAAAUUUGCUUUCGAUAUUAAAUGCUUUCACAUUUGACAUUUUUGCUUUCAGUUUGAGCUCCGCAUAUCAAAGUAUAUCACGGUGUCAUGCUGAGGAGGAAGAUGAAAAAGAAAAAAAACUGCCAAGUUAUUAUAGACUGGGGAGACCAUAUGGGUUAUUCCCAUAUUGCCUUUUAAAAUGACUGCUUUUUUUGUGGGUGUGUGAGUGUAUAUUUUCUCUGUGUGACAAAGAUGUGUGAUAGUCCCAUGAUAUAUUGCAUUAUAAAUUGCAUCCCUGUUUCUUUUAUUCAAAGCAGCCUCUCAAAUGUCACUGUACUCAAUUGAAAAUGUUUACUAUGCCUAUUCUUUAGGCUUCCUCAACAAACAAAACAAGCGAGAGGUUCGACCAUAUACCGGUUGCAAGCUUGAUGUCCAACACCGUUGUCAGAUCCUCAAAUGCCUAUUUGUCAACUUUGUUUGGUGUUGGACAAAUUCCUUGUUUCAGUUGUAAACUAUUUAGUCUGUGACCAUAGGCUGUGAAUGCAUCAGUCAGAAGCUGAACUGUGGGCCAUAAUUGUGCUUUAUGCACACUGCAAAAGGUUUACUCAAGUCAAAAUUGUCCAAUUUCUCUAUUUCUAAACUCUUAAUUUGUCGAUGCAGGGAUACACUGAGUAAUGUAUCAGCAGCGGAUAUAUUACUGUAAGUUCUAUUGGGUUAUCAGUGCAUUUAGCCAUACAUUUGACCAUCAUCGGUCAGGCGUUGAUAAACGUUUUGGCAUAAUAAGUAGCCUGUAGUCAAAGCAGCAUUUCUGUUUUAUUAAUGAUAGAGAGAUUGUGUGCAACAGAAAUCAGGAGAGUGCACCGGUUGUUAAAGACUGCUACAUGUAAGUCAAAGGUAUUAAAACAUGAAUGGUUGAGGAGGAGUAGUGCUAAAGGGUAUGGUUGUUCGGAAACUAGAAUAUAAUUUUCUGUAUUUGUUGCUUUUCAAGACAUCCAACAUUGUCACAGAGAUGUAGUUCAUUAUUGGUGAAGGUGAGAUACUGUGCUGUCAUGUCUGAUACUAACAUGUUGGCUGCAAGCUACAGCUUAAUGAUCAUGAUUCAUGAUGUGGAGCUGGCUUUGUCCUUGAAGUGUUACCAAAAUGUUAUCUAAAAGAUAAAGAUUAUUUUUGUAUUUUGAAAUGGGGUUGUACAAAUUGUAAAAUUGUGUUCUCAUCAUUAUAAAUCUGAGGUUAUUUGAAACUAGAAAACACUGGUUUUCAUCAAUGUUUACAUGGGACUCCCCUGUCUUGAUAUACCUCUCUGAGUCCUGACAGACCAUUUAAGAUUAUAUUCAGAGAUCUUUUAAACAUUUUUGACAUCUUAUUUCAGUUUUAAACCACAGACCACCAACCUGUAAGACACAUAACAUACUUACAUAGAUCUUCCUGUUGAGCUGCAGGUCUGAUUGAAUUAACUCACAAAUUACUGCAACAAACAUACGGGGAGUCCCAAAAUGACAUGACUGAGGACCAAUGCUAAAAGGACAUUUGGGCAGAGAAACCUCAACAAAUAAAGUAUGUUGCUGGUGAUUUAGCCUUUGUAAAUUGUAACUAAUUCAACUGUUGAUUUUAUUUAUGUUUUGUAACUAAUCAAAAUAAAUGAUGUUAAACAUCAAA
This is a messenger RNA of Cottoperca gobio, 10596 nucleotides long. RefSeq names its product serine/threonine-protein kinase WNK1 (gene wnk3). Gene Ontology annotation, biological process: protein phosphorylation. The record is from RefSeq and is a predicted model, not a curated record. Gene Ontology annotation, molecular function: ATP binding; protein serine/threonine kinase activity. Lineage: Eukaryota; Metazoa; Chordata; Actinopteri; Perciformes; Bovichtidae.